UUAUUUUCUAAACUCAUACCCAAACACCUUGUUAGUAACCCGAGAACACAGCAAAUAUUUACAAUCUAAAGUAAAACCCCAAAACCCUAAUCGUGCCACCACCUCUUCAAACCCCAGUCGGUCGUCAAAGCACAAACCAGAGUUUUGAAACUUUCAGAUGGCUGCAGAUGGUAUGGAAGAAACAAAUAAUAACAAAAUUGAAAGAGAAGCUCCUCAACUAGUUACUGCAUUAAAAGACAUAAAAGGUGGCGUUGAUGAUCUCAGAGCUAAAGUUCAACUGUUAACUUCAAAGGUAAAAUCAGGUCUUUAUCCAACAUCAGAUGGGAUCAGCUACCUUGAGGCUAAACAUUUGCUCCUUUUGAGUUACUGUCAGUCACUCGUAUAUUACUUGCUUCGCAAGGCGAACGGGCUUCCUAUUCAGGGGCAUCCUCUUGUUCACAGCCUUUUGGAGACACGAUUGUUUUUGGAGAAGAUACGCCCCAUCGAUAAGAAGUUGCAAUACCAAAUACAGAAACUAACGAGGCUAACUGGGAAUUCAGUGGAUGGUGUGGGCUCAGAUGACAAGAAGCCUCAUGAGCGAGAUGAUGCUUUGAAGCUUCGUCCGAACCCAGAAAUGCUUAUUGACAAAGUUGCCCCUGAUGAUAAUGAUGGCAAGUAUCGACCCCCAAAGAUUGCCCCUGCAUCAAUGGAUGAAAGUAAGACUUCAAAACAGGAGAGAAAUGUGUCAAGGAAAGAGAAACAAGCGUUCCGGCAAGCUCUGCAGAACGAGUAUACUAGAGAUUUAAUGAAUGAUCUCGAGGGAAGGCCUGAAGAGGUGAGGGAGGUUAUUGGAACCGAAGAUAGAGACGUGACCAGAUAUAGAGCAAAAAUGGAAGAACGUGCAAGGAGAGAAGAGGAGCUUUUCACCCGAGCGCCUCUUACAAGAAUGGAAAAAAAGCAGCACAAAAACAUGAUCAAACCAAGAAAUGGGCUGUCUGGUUUAGCUGAUGGUUUUAGCGAGGAUAUCAAAUCCUUACCUAUGGAGGAUGGUGUUGAUGGGCAAAAUUCAUCUUUCAUGGAUUUAGAAGGUGGAGAAAGGAAGUUCAAGAGGCGCAAGAGAAGACGUUAGGGAUGGUUAAGGCAUGAAGAAACGUGAAGCUGUGCUGUUCUAUGACAAGUGAGACUAUUUAUGGACCUCAAAAAACCAAAUGAUCAAACUUUUCUUCAUUUUUUGUUGCUGCAAUUGUUUUUUAUAUUAAUUAGCGAUUAAAAAGUUGAACGAUCGUAUUUGUUCUCUUCAUCGAUCGUAAUUUAGCCUAUAUAUAGAUAUCGUCAUUCUUUCGGACUAGUACAACCCAGUAUCCACACCUUUUUGCU
Molecule: messenger RNA, 1356 nt
Organism: Helianthus annuus (common sunflower)
Lineage: Eukaryota; Viridiplantae; Streptophyta; Magnoliopsida; Asterales; Asteraceae
Product: neuroguidin
Exons: 9
Coding region: 158-1108 (316 amino acids)
Biological process (GO): maturation of SSU-rRNA from tricistronic rRNA transcript (SSU-rRNA, 5.8S rRNA, LSU-rRNA)
Cellular component (GO): nucleolus; small-subunit processome
Source: RefSeq, a predicted model, not a curated record